AUGAUGGCCAUCCGAAGAGUUGCCUAUCCCGAAGGAAGGACUGACAAGCCUUUCGAGCGGGCAAGACUGCUGAGCACUGAGGCGAGAAUCAGCUCUUCCCAUCUAGCCUCUCUCUCUCAAGGCACGGUGCGACUCUCUGUCUCUGUCUUCUGUCUUGUCGUGCUGACGGGUGUUGUCCUCACAGAUUUCCCUUUUCCAUGUCAAUAG
This is a messenger RNA of Protopolystoma xenopodis, 207 nucleotides long. The record is from the annotation of a GenBank genome assembly. NCBI's taxonomy places the organism in Eukaryota, Metazoa, Platyhelminthes, Monogenea, Polystomatidea, Polystomatidae.